Messenger RNA from Gongylonema pulchrum, 660 nucleotides. The record is from the annotation of a GenBank genome assembly. Lineage: Eukaryota; Metazoa; Nematoda; Chromadorea; Rhabditida; Gongylonematidae.
ACCACCGCAUUUGUCCCUGAAAACGAGAAGCAUAUGCAAUGCGAAAUCACUGGGCGUCCAUGCUGCAUCCAGUUGCAUGGACAGUGCCGCAUAACGACCAGGGAUUAUUGCGAUUUUGUUGAAGGAUACUUUCAUGAAAAUGCCACGCUUUGUUCGCAGGUUCCACUUUUUUUGUGUGCUCCCUCACCGAACGCUGUCAUUUCUGGAUUACAGCAAGGUAAAUUACGAACUAGGAAAUUUAUUCUAUUUCAAAACAGAGGGAAAAAGAGGGAAAUGAGUCUGCAAACUUUUUUGGUACCACUAAUGAAAGAAGUGGAUUUCACAAGUAGCUCAGAGGUGUCAUGUUUGAACGAGGUUUGUGGAAUGCUUCCAUUUUUGCGAAAAAAUCGACCGAAUCAAUGGUAUCGCUUAUUCAUACCGCUUUUUCUGCAUGCCGGUAUUUUGCACUGUUGCUGGACAAUAUUCAUACAGAUUUUCUACAUGCGAGAUUUGGAAAAAUUGCUUGGCUGGGCCCGCAUAUCACUGCUUUAUAUGGUCUCCGGAAUUGGUGGAUAUUUAGCGAGUGCGAUUUUUGUACCCUACAAGCCAGAAGUUGGCCCCGCAGGUUCGCAUGUUGGAAUGUUUGCAGCUAUGUAUGUUGAUGUUGCGUAUAGUUGGUAA